AUGUCCUGGCUGUUUCUCUUAUCAUUGGUACUUCAUGUAUCAUGUCAACAGUUUGGUUCACUACCUCCUCGUCCAACUAAGGGUGUAAGAUUGUUUCUUGGUGAGAAAAAUGUGACUAUUGCUAGUUUCUCAAUGAUAGCUGCUGGUUUGUUUCAUGAUACUGAUAUAGAUGGGCCAGGUAAUGCUGUUGGUGUUGUUGGUAGUCCUGAUGGUCAGAAUGAUGGUUUGUGGUGUCAGAGUUCUCUUAAUCAGAAUAUGAUAGGAACAUGGUAUUAUCCUAAUGGAACAACUGUAUUGGGUUCUGGUAGUCCUCUUUUUGCUGACAACACUGCUACUGGUCAAAUUGGUUUGUUAAGAAUAGGAGGAAUAGGAAACGUUCAAGGACUAUACAGAUGUGUUAUACCAAAUGAAGAAGGAAUCAAUCAGGCACUGUAUGUUGCUGCUUAUGGCAAUGGGAAUUUCCUCAAAGAUGAUGAAAUUCCGAUUGUUGAUGGUCUUAAUCCCUCAUUCCAGCUCCUCUCAUCAGUUGAUGCUGAUCCUCCAGUGUUUAGUUUAUCAUUUAAUGUCACUAAUAGAUCACCAACAAUAGUCACUUGCUCUGUUGAUAAUGGAAACCAGUUUAAUGUAUCUGAUAAUGAUCUGAUACGUACUGUAACACCAGUUAAUAAUGAUGUACAAGUACAAGUAUCAGUAAUAUUUAGAAUGAGAGUGUCUGGCCAGUAUAAAUGUUUUGUUACUACUGACAGAAUUAAAGCUACACCUUUAGUAUCUACUAAUAUGACAAUGAGGAAUGUUACUGUAACUGGAUCUCCAUCAAACUUGACCUACAGUAGAGAUAGUCUUCUCUCAGUUACACUAGGCUGGUCUCCCUCAGCAGUGAUUAGUGCUACUCCUCAGUAUCAUGUCUUUGUUAAUAACAGUAAUGGUAUUAUUAUUAUGAGUAACAACACUACAAAUACUGAGCUGUCUCUCUCAUUAUAUCCUGAUGAUAAAUAUAAUAUUAGACUAGUAGCUACUGGUGAAGACUUACCUAGUGAAAUAAUCACUGUUACUGUUUCUCAAGUUGUCAGUAUUGAUGUACAAAGGCCAGUUAUGAUGCUAUUGUCAUCUUCCUUUUCAUUAUCCUGUACAUUGACAAUAGCUCCUAAAGUGAAUGUUACUGUAAUUGACAUGUUCUGGGCUAACUCUAAUUUGAAUCAUUUCAAUUCUACAACUGAUGGAGACAUAGUUUUAGAUGCUUUAGAGCCUACAAUGAUAUCAGUUAAUGAUAGUGUUGUAUAUACACUUACUCUUAACUUCAGUUCAUUGCAACCAUCACAAGUUGGAGAAUAUGUUUGUGGAGCUCUACUGAAUGAUGGGGCUGCUACCAAUAUCAUUAGUGUAGCAUCAAAUUAUUCAAUAGUUGUACAAGUACCAACUCCUUCAGUUAUUGUUGAGUAUAAUGCUACUGGACAUUUAGUAGAUGGAGAACUAGCGGAAGGACAGUUUCUUGAUAUUAUGUUUGAAUUUGGUCAGAGUCUAACUAUAACAUGUACCAUAACAACAGUUGAGAGAUUAGUAGUAACACCAAUGAUUACUUUCAUUAAAAUGAAUGAUACAGAUAUGGAAAUGCUCUCUAACUUAAAUAGACCAUACAGUAUCACAACAGAUGAUACUGGUUCAGUUACUAACUAUACUCUAAUACUGGAUCCAGUGAGGUUUGAUGAUGCUGGAAUGUAUACAUGUAUAGCUGAGUUUAAUGUAACUGGUUUUAAUAAUACCAAUGAUCCUAGCACUGCUACUUAUGAUUAUCAAGAGGCUAAUGGCAACUUUAUUUUGAUCUUCGAUAUUCCACCAGUGAUUGUUACUAUAUCAAAGGAACAUAACGAUACAUUAUAUGCAGGGACACCAUUCUUCAUUAAAUGUGACAUAAUGUUGAAUCCAUUAGUUUCUAUACCAGUGACUGUCACUAAUCAAUGGACACGUGAUGGUACUAAUGUUCCUAUGGGUUCAUCUGAUGCUACUAUUACUGAGGGUCUCAAUAUGAUCAAUUCAUUACAUUAUAAUGCAACAUUAAUGUUCUAUCCAUUGGAUAAUGCUGAUGAUAGUGGAAUGUAUACUUGUAAUGUUGAAGUGAAUGCUCCUUAUAGUUAUAAGUAUCUCAGGAAUACAUCAACUAAUGCUAGCACUUCCAUUCCAGUUAUUGCUACUCCAGUGCCAGUAGUACAGAUAGUGUCUAUGGGUAUUGCUGAACCUGGUGAAGAAUACAUGUUAAAUUGUACAGUGACAGUUGUUGAUGGACUCAUAGUCUCACCAGUGAUAACAUGGACUAAGAGAUCAGCUAACAAUGUUAUUAGUGUACCUCCAGUUCUUAUGACUGUAUCUAAUGUAAUGAGUUCUCUUUAUUUGAACUUCUCUUCUCUCAAUACUUCUGAUGCUGGCCUGUAUACUUGUGAAGCAUCUAUUAAUGUUAGUCAGAUGUCCAUGGUAGCAAGGAAUAAUGAAUCUUGGAAUUUACGAUUAAAAAUUACAAUUCCAUUUAUUUACCUUCAUGUAAGCCAAUCAAAAGAAUCUAACUUAUUAGCUGGCAGUAACCUGAUAUUAACAUGUGAUAUCAGUGUUGAUCCUAAUGUUGAUACACCAUUCACUGUUAAUGUAACCUGGAACAUGACUGAUCAACAGAUCAUGAGUAAUAGUAAUUUUGGAGGUGAAAUUAAUUCCAGUUCAAUGCUUGCUGAUACAGAUCGUGUUAAUAUCAGCUCUGUUAUGAUGAGAUCAGGUUUUAAUGAGUAUAGAUCAACACUUAAUUUCACUACAUUGAGCAGUAUUGAGGAUUCAGGAACAUAUACAUGUAUUGUUACUAUAGUACCAGCUUCAGCUUAUGAAUAUGUAAUGACUUCUGAUACCAAUUACACAAACAUUCACUUCACUGUUACUGAUCCUAUUGUUGGGGGUUUAUUUGCCUCGCCCAAUUCAUUUUUGGGUCUAGAAACAUCAUGUCCUGAUUCAGACCCAUAUGAUAACUUCACUCUUACCUGUACAGCCACUAAACCAACCAUAGUAAUACCAAACCUGGUAAUAGCAUGGACACAUAAUGGUACAAUAGAAAGUGGUACUGUGACUACUACUGGAGGAAAUAUGACUACCACUGUUACUAAUACAUUGAGUUUUGACUCCAGUACUGCUUCUGAUUCUGGUACUUAUAGAUGUACUGCUAGUAUUACUGUACCUGAUUCAACUGAUAUUGUCACUACUAGUGAGGGAAUUACUGUGACUAUAACAUCUCAGAGCCUACCAGUUCCUGCUACUAAUGUAACAGCUACUCCAGGAACAACUACUGCUGCUAUAUCAUUCAUAAUACCUAACAUUGCCUAUACACCUGAAGCCUACAGUGUUAAGUAUACUGGAGCAAUCUUACAAACAACACAAGCAACUUCUAGCAUAAGAAUGAGCUCUUAUGACAUCACUGCAAUUAACCAAGAAUUUACAAUCAUGUUGACUGGCCUUGAGGAAGAUAACACUUAUACAUAUACAGUUGAUUCUACCAAUUGUCUUGGUACCACUAGUACUGUAGAGAUGAGCUUCAGAACACUUCCAGCAUUGCCAGUUGCUCCUCCAAUGAAUUGUACUAAUGUAACAUUUCUACCAUAUAAUGUUACACUUACCUGGACUGCACCACCACUAAUGAAUCAAAAUGGAGCACCAGUUGGUUAUAAUUUAACAUGUAUGAAUACUAAUGGUGUAUCAGUCAAUGGAUUGAGCCCAACGCGAUCUUCAACAAACACAAUGUUCACUAUUACUGAUGUUAUGCCUUUUACUGGUUACACUUGUGAGCUGUCAUUUAUUAAUGUAGUAGGAGAAGGACCCAGUUCUACCCAGUGUACUUUUGAAACAGCUCAAAGUGUGCCAUACAACUCUCCCCAAAAUUUUACUUCCAUUCCGGAUCAAACUUCUGUCUUAUUUUCAUGGAUGGAACCAACCAGUACUAAUGGAAUUAUUAUUAAUUAUGACUUAACAGUAACUAAUCUUGAUGAAUCAAAAUCAAUGUCCUUCAUUAUUGAAGUGAAUCCUAACCAAAGAUUUAUAGACUAUAAUGUUGAUGGUUUCAGUCCAUAUCAGAAUUACACUGCUAGUGUUAGUGCUAGUACAAUCAUUGGAGCUGGACCAGUGGCUACUACUGCAGGAAGAACACUACCAGACAUUCCUAGUUCACCUCAUCUGGUAUUGUCUCCAGUUGUCAUUAAUAGUUUAACAGUAGCUUAUACUGUACCAGUUCUUAAUGAAACUACUAUCAAUAUAACAUGGAGUCCACCAUCUCAUUCUAAUGGAGAAAUCACUGAAUUUAUUUUUGGAAUAGCUACUGAUGCCAUUGAUAGUCCUAAUAAUGUCUCAUUUGUGCCUGGAAAAGCAUCAUAUUCUCUAAUAUUUGAAGGAUUAAAGGAAAGGAUACCUUAUUAUGUGUCAGUUGUAGCAGUCAAUCAAGUUGGUGAAGGAAACCCAGCAACUGCUAUUGUCUUCACUAAAGCUGACAGUAGUGUUACAGUAUCACUUUCUAAUGUACAAGCAAUGAGAAUAGGAGAUACAAUAGUGUUAUCAUGGGACCCAGUGACACUAGAAGAAGCUAAAGGAUUCUUUGUAUACAGUAUCAAAUUAACUCCUGAUGAUGAUAGCACUAGCAGUACAUUAAGACAAACUAAUACAAGAGCUAUAUCAGUAGCUUAUGAUACCACAUCAGUUAAUAUAACUGAUACUGAACCACAGUUAGCUUAUACUGUGAGUAUUAGUGUAUUGCUAUUGAGUGAUGUAGGAUUGAUUAAAGGACCAGCUUUUCACACUUCCAUAACAAUGGCACCUACAAAUAACAGUAGCACUGAUAAUGGUAGUGUUCCUUUACUAACGGUAAUAGUGUCAACAUCAUUAAUAUUAAUUUUUUUUGUGGUGUUGGUACUCAUGUCUAUCACUAUUGUUGUAUUGUAUAGAAAAAAUUCAAAAAAAUUUGACAUAAGUAAAGACAUUGAACUCAGUGUAGCACCUAAUCCAGUAUAUGGUUUAGUUACUAAUACUUCUACAACACAAAAUAAUGAAGACUUGUAUGAGAAGAUUGAUGAUUAUAUAUAUGAACCAAUAGAUGAUAGAAUAGUGCAGCAAAAAGAAGAAGAUACUCCAAUUGUAGGAGACAGUGGUGAUAACAUAAUAUCAAUAGCCAAGUGUCCUGUAUAUGAUACUAUUACUGUUCCAAUUUCUAGUCCCAAUCAAGGAGAGACAAAUGAAGAGCAAGAUGCUGAUGUGUACGAAAUUAUGCCUUAAAGUGCUUAUAAAUUUGGUGUGCUUUAAAUAAAAAAGUGUUGAUGUAAUUUUAUAGCUUUUAGAAUUAAUUUUAGAUUGCAUAUGAUGAUGUUACAUUAUGUUGAGUA
Messenger RNA from Amphimedon queenslandica, 5393 nucleotides. RefSeq names its product neogenin-like. The transcript has 21 exons. Lineage: Eukaryota; Metazoa; Porifera; Demospongiae; Haplosclerida; Niphatidae. The record is from RefSeq and is a predicted model, not a curated record. Gene Ontology annotation, molecular function: protein binding. Gene Ontology annotation, biological process: cell-cell adhesion. Bases 1 to 5286 code for a protein of 1761 amino acids.